Molecule: messenger RNA, 4217 nt
Organism: Notothenia coriiceps (black rockcod)
Lineage: Eukaryota; Metazoa; Chordata; Actinopteri; Perciformes; Nototheniidae
Product: zinc finger protein 629-like
Exons: 4
Coding region: 143-1618 (491 amino acids)
Biological process (GO): regulation of gene expression
Cellular component (GO): nucleus
Source: RefSeq, a predicted model, not a curated record
ACAUUCAACAUAACAGCAGGCAGACAGAAACACUCAGAACUAAUAUUAUAUCAUACACCAGCGCGACAAGCGCGUGCAUCUGUUGACGCCCGUGCACCACAGCAGCCGCCAGCCGCGCGCGACUGUACGCGCGGAGCUCGCGAUGAUGGCGGACUGUGUCGGCUUCCAGGCGCAGAUCGCCUCUAUCAUAGAGAUCCUGGCCAACUCAGCAGUGGUGGAGAUCUGCAAAUUGGUGGACGAUGGCUACGCGGCGCUGCGGUCACAGAUGUACCAGGAGCGCGAGAGGAGCGAGAAGGAGAACGACGCGCUGCGGCGGAAACUGCAGGAGAUAGACGUGAAGAUGAGGAGCUAUGAGAGGAAGAUGAGGAGACGGAGUCAGAGGGAGGAGAUUCACGCCGUUCAUUUUAGGCCACCCGAAGGAGCUGAGGACCAUCAUCCUGUGGUGCUGCCUCUUCCUGCGUCAUCUGAAGACAAACCCUUCCAUCACAUUUCAAAGCAGGAGGAGACCAAGGUGUUGCCCCUGGUGAAGCAGGAGGAAGUGGAAGGAGACGACUGCAACCUGGACCUCAAGGUGGAGGUCAACAUCAGGGCGGAGGCCAUGGAGCCCAGUGAGGACCCUGACCCGAGUGAAACUGUUCUUGACACCAACGUCACCAACGUCCCCUGCUCUACCUCACAGCCCUCUUCCCCCCCCACUGAGGCCACAAUGAACCUGACCUACAAGCCCCAAGCUAAACGUAAAGCCCCCGCUCCUCUGGGCAACAGUUUGACAGUCAGCAGUGGGGGGGUCACAGUCCCUGAAGCCGCUUGUAGUGACUCAGGAGGAUGCCUAACCGAUGGAGCUCUGAAGCCGGAGGUCCAGACCGAUGAGGCUGCAGAGGAGGAGCUCCAGGCCCCUGGAGCCUCGGAGGAGCCCAGCCCAGAGCGCCUCAACAGCCUGGGCCUGGACCUGGCCUGGAUGCAGGAGAGGGUCAGCCAUCUUGGUGCAGCAUAUGCAGUUGCACAGCUGGGUUUGGGGAACACGGACACCGGCCACCCCUCUGCCUCCUUCCCCUCUCAGGGAGGGGCAGACAGUCUGGAUGGCCCUCCCACCAUGCUCUUCACCAGUGGUACUCAUGAAAUGGCUGCUUUUGCUGCCUCUUUCGGCAUGGCAGCAGCAGCAGCCGCAGCUGUUGUGACUGCACCACCUCCCCCACCUCCUCCCCCUACAGCACCCUCUGCCCCCUCCACCAGCCCGAGGCGGCCAUACAGGAGCGGUGUAGCUGCUGCUGCUAAAGAGCCUGUGGUGUGUGCUGUGUGCGGGCGCCUCUUCCCCAGCACAGCGGCACUGGAGCAGCACCGGCGGGUGCACACCGGAGAGAGGCCCUACACCUGCCCCCACUGUGGGAAGGGCUUUGUACAGCCAAACAACCUGCGGGUCCACCUCCUCAUCCACACCGGGGAGAGGCGUUAUCGCUGUACGCUGUGCGGGAAGAGUUUCAUCUCCUCCAGCCACCUGAAGAGGCACCGCACCGUGCACACGCAGGAGAAACCCUACUGCUGCUCGCGCUGCGGACAGUCCUUCAGCCAGAUGUGUAGCGUCCGCAGACACCGGCAGCAGUCGCAGUGCGGCCUGUAGACAGACCACCGGAGGGGGGGCUGGCAUCUGGAACUGAUCCUCAGACAGUUUGUGCUCUUGAGUUUGUGUUCACAUGGGAAAUGUAGCAUCUUAUGUAAGCACAAACAAAGAAGCAAGCUGUAUCCUGUGAUACCAUGGCACCUAGAUCAUAGCAGUGAAUUAUGUUCUAAAGGCGGAGGAAAGGAUUACCCUCGAAGCGAUCUCCAACUUUUUCUUACUGUGUUUCAAACUGAGUGAGGUCACUGAGUAGACUGUGAAAGAGUGCCUGAUACAAUGUUGGUAAAUAUUUAUCCAUCAAUUAGUCAUUACGUUUAGUUUUUACAAAGCUCACACACAUAAACUAAUCCAGGAGGAUGAUGAACAUACACACACUUUGAGCACCUGACAACUCUAUAGAACUAAUGAGGAUGACUUUUUCAAUUGUCUGAGAUACAUUCAAAACAUAUUAGGUGUUAGAAAAAAACAUCUAUUAUUGCCUUAUUUUACUGUGAUUCUAAAUGUUAAAAAUUCAAUAUGAAUUGUUUGGAAGACUGUUGUUUUUGCUUAACUUAGUGUCUCACACGGCAACAUGAAAAAUUAAAGGAUGCUGAGGUGACUGGAAGAAAGGGGAGCCUGGUAGUUUAGUUAGCCUAGCUUAGUCGAAAAGGAAACCGUAAUACAUUGUAUCAACUAUAAAGCUGUCUUAGUGGCAUGUUGGAAUGUAUGUUGUCAACAUAUACAUACUGUAGGACGUGAAAAGAAAAAACUUUGAUUUAGCUAAACAAUAACAGCGGCAAUUUGUGGUGCGCCACACACACAAAGACACAACAACUCAACAAGAUUGAACAAACAUCCGACUUACUAUGAUAAGCCCUAGCUUGAGAUGUAUUGGUGACUUGUUAGUGAAUAAGAUUCAACAUCAAAAUAAGACAGCUUUGGAGGUGUUGGGAAUAGAUUUUAAAACUUCUGCUUCAUGGAGCUUUUUCAUACCUUCAUCUUAGAGAGAGUUUUUCAUUUCUUGAUCAGAUGUUCUAAUGCUUUCCCCCAAAACCCUCAUAUAACUCACCCUCAUACAACCCCUGCCUGCAGAGGAGGUUUGCUCAGCUGCUCAAACAGCAUGCUUGCAGAUAUAUUGUUGCAGAUUCCCUAUAUGGAGCUCCAGCCCCCUCCUCUCACUCAGGCUGCUCCUCUGAGUGCUGCCAACGUUUCAACUGAGUGCAGUGUUCCAGUUACAAAGUACAUUUAGUCAAGUAAUAUACUGAAGUAGUAUUUGUACACAUUUGUACCUUACUUGAGUAUUUUCAUUUAUUGCAUACAUAUACUUGUACUCCACUACAUUUAUGAAAAUGUAUACAUAAAAACACAUGUGAUGCAGUACUGUAUUUUUUAAUAUACACAGUAUUUUAAAACGUAUCCAAAAUUGGCUCCACAUGAACAAACCACAACAACAAGAAUGAUCAAAAAGUAAUAUUCUAUAACGAGCCUUUCUGCAUGCAGAGUAGCCUACUUGAUACAAAAUAUAUGACUGAUGAUACUUCUGUAUUUCUACUUAAUUAGCCUUUUCAAUUAAGGAUUGUUACAUGAAGUGGAGUAUUUUAUUGGUUUUGGCAAAAGCAGAAAGCUUUUCAAAAAUCUGAACAAGGUCUCAAAUUGAUACUAAGAAAAAAGCUCCGUAUUGCUUCCCUAUGCCUCUAGUCUUUGUGCUAAGCUAGGCUAACCCCGCCCUGGACCCAUCUGUAACCUCCACAUCUUCUUUUUCUGGCUGUUGCUAAGAAACAAGUAGUAUAAUCUGCAAAAUAUCUGACUCUUCCAAUUAAGCACUUUAUAUAUUCCCCAAACUCUUCAUUGAAGCAAUCAGAGGCAGUGUUAAUACCCUUUGUUUUCCAUGAUGUGUUGAUCACAUAUAGUCCACUGUGUGACUCAUAUUGCUCCACUGUCCUUUCUUAGUGGCGUGUUGUUGAAUGGUAAAUGUACCUUCUUUUCUAUGAUUAUGCAAAUUCUUAUGUCACAUUGAUUGUCAGUAUAUUUAUUUGCUCUGAUUUUUUUAAGAAUAGAAAGGAAAAUGUCAUGUACUGUUAUCCAGAAGAUUCUAGAAUUGGGCAGUGAAAUAAAAAAGUUUUCAUUUAUUAGAUACAAAGCCCAAAAGAUGCAGGCUCUGAAAAAAAACUUUAAUUCUACUCUUUCAACUUUUCACAGGUUGAUGCCGAGGUGUAACAGUCUUUUUAAUGUCAAUCAUCCUUUUUCUUAUAAAAAAAACAAAGAACAAAGGCCUGUACAAAGAUGUAAAGUAAAACAUAUAUAUAUAUCAGAGAGUCGUGUUUGUAUGUGUAGGUGUUUGUAUGUAAUGGGCACUAGCUGUAGGUUCCACAGCAAUCAGAUAUGUUGCCUUUCAGUACUCUUUCAAGACAUGGUCUGGUGUUUUCAAAUGUAUCGGUAUCAUUAAACAUGUAACAUGUUUGCAAUGAACUUGGCUUUGCUGUGGUCUGAUCCCGUAUAAAGAACAGGAUUUCCUUGGAUAAGGAAAACACAAGACACUCAUCACCGAGGUCACAAUAUCAAUCGAUCCAGCAGAGCAAUAGCCUAUAGGCAAAACACAGAAGAUCAACAAAGAUAUGACAUC